Molecule: messenger RNA, 3399 nt
Organism: Saccharomyces mikatae IFO 1815
Lineage: Eukaryota; Fungi; Ascomycota; Saccharomycetes; Saccharomycetales; Saccharomycetaceae
Gene: NUT1
Product: Nut1p
Exons: 1
Coding region: 1-3399 (1132 amino acids)
Biological process (GO): regulation of transcription by RNA polymerase II
Cellular component (GO): mediator complex
Molecular function (GO): transcription coregulator activity
Source: RefSeq, a predicted model, not a curated record
AUGGAAAAGGAAUCAAUAUACAACUUGGCGCUAAAAUGUGCUGAUCGGCAAUUGACCUCCAUGGAAUUUUCAAACCUUUACAAAGAAUUCUUUAACGAAAAGUUCCCAUCAUUGAUUCAAGAGGAAGAAGAUGCUGCAGCCACUUCUGCUGUAUUAAAUGAUGCUAAGAAAGAGUCCCCCUUGUCGGAUCCAUCUGACAGAAACACAGCAGUAACAGCAGCAGAUACCACACAUCUGAACGAAGCUCUAAAUGUUGUUUGUUCUGAUUUUGUCAAUAUACUAAAUCUGGAGAAACCUCUUAUCUUGGCAGAUUAUAUCGUUGAAGUGUUGCUUGUGAAUUAUAAUUCAGAUAUGAUAAAAUGCUUUUUGCCCAAAUUAAAUUCCGUCAACAACUCGUUGUUGUUGGUCCAUUUCUUUUCCAAAGCCUGUUCAUUCUUUGCUAAAUUAUCGGACACUUUGGUAAUUGAUCAAGUACGUAAGGAUUUAGGUAAUGUCAUAGUACCGAAUAUUUUAAGCCUAGACAUGAAUUCUAUGAAUAAAGAACUAGUUGCCAUAAUAUCGAAGCUUUUGCAAACCAUUUUGAAACUUUCUCCUUCACCAAUUCUCUUAACUUCUGUCAACUGCAAGAAUGGAUCUUUUACCCUUUUAAAUCAGCUGUCACAGACCAACAAGUUGCUUUUUAGAAAAGUUUCGCAGACUUUUGAAGCUAAGUUACAUUUCAAGGAUGCUAAGCCAUUUUUAAACAAAGAUUCUACCAAUGAAUUUGUAGGUUCUCCUUCAUUAGCCUCUCCUCAAUAUAUUCCGAGUCCACUUUCCUCAAUCAAACCUCCAGGAUCUGUGAAUUCUGCUGCCAAAUAUAAAGACAUGAAGCUUCUUCGUUAUUAUAAAAACAUUUGGCUGAACAAUAAAAUCAUUAAUUGGGAAGUAUCAAAUUCAGAUUUUUUAUCAAAAUAUUCCACAAUUAGUUCUUCCAUCUUUCAAGAAGGGUUCAACUCGGUCCAAAACCUGGACCAGUUACUCACAGACUUGAUUGAAACAUCUUUUACUUGUUUUGCCCAAUUUGUUAGCAAUAAACAAUACCAUCAGGCAAAUUCUAAUUUGACGUUACUGGAAAGAAAAUGGGUCAUUUUUAUAACCAAACAUUUACCGUUACUGAUUUUUGAGAACUCUUCUAGAAACCCUUGUGUAGUGACAUGUGCGCUAGAUAAUAUUGACGAGAAAGUCAUUAAAGCAAUAAGAAUUUAUUUUACUGAAAAGGAUGACAUUAAAUCUACUAAUGAAGAUUUAUUUGACGAUUAUCCUUCUACAAGUUUAGAUAUUAGACAUGAUUUCAUCAAAAGUUUGAUCAUGCUGAAUUUACAGCCAGCUUCAGUUAUCAAUAAUUAUUUGAGGGAAGACCAAAUGAUUGAUACCAGUAUUUUACCGACAAGUGAUGACUUAGUUAUUCGCAAUUUACAAGGCAUUCAGGAGGUAGUCCAUAAUACCAACAGUUUCAUUAUUUCAUCUCUAGAUACUUUGGAGUUAGAAUCAAUAACCGAAUCAAUUACACAUGAUUCCAGUAAUGGCCUGUCUCAAGUACUGCACAAUUUUGAAUCUGUUGCACCCACCAAACAGCGUGAGAUAGUAAAGGCCAUUUUAUCUAUUUUUAAUGAUGCAAUAAAAGAAUUAAACUAUAAUAGAAUAACCAAAAUCUGUGCUUUGCUGUUUUUCAACUUUUCACAUUCAUUGACAGCAAUUCUUUCGUUUUCUCCACCAACCACACUAAUGGAAACUUUGAUAAGGUUCGUCGAUUCCUUUAAAAAUGACAGAAACUCCUCAAACAUCAAUGAUGAAAGUUCAGAAUAUGAAACAGUCAAUGUUUCUUUAUCAUUUUCUUGGGCAAUAUUACUGAUCAUCAACUUAGCACAAACAUAUGGAAUAUCCGUAGUGGAUGUAGCGCUCAAAUCUUCUGAUUUGUCCAUCAAGGGGUCCUUCAUAAUCAAUUUCCUUUCAAAUUUACCUAAUGUAUCGGAUAAGUACUAUUUGGAGGAGUCAAAUAUCAAUGACUCAGACAUGCUAACUAAGUCUCAUAAUACCGUUCAAAGCUGGCUUUGCGAUCUUUUUGUUAACGGGUCCAUAACAGAUCAAUUGAUUCAGAAUAUUGAAACAAGGCAAUUGGCUAACCUAAUUCCAUUUAUCGUCAAACAAGUACUGCUAUCAGUUGAAAUAGGCGCUUUAACUGACAUUUCAAGUUUAAUAGGUGGAUUUGAAUAUUUUUUACAACCCUUGUUACUAGUUGGGUUAAUAAAGACAUUCUAUUGGUUAGAACAAUUUCUUUCAUGUGUCAAAAACGACACAAUAUCUGAAAACAUUUUACAAGAGAUAUUUAACCUGUUAAAUACUCUUUUCAACCCAGUAACUCUUAACGAAGAUUCUAAAGCGUUCCAUACGGCCGUCUUGAGGUUAAAUGCAAUCCCAUUACUGAAAGUCCUUCGCAGGUUUAGGGUACAGAGUCAAUCAAAUUAUGGUAUCUAUUCUUCUGAUGCCCAAGGAGAUCCAAACCUAGAACCCUUGAUUGCAAAAUUAGUUUCAGUUCUAAAUGUAUCGCCCGUUUAUGACGUCGAUCCAAGGAUCAUCAAUUCAGAAAAUGAUUAUUCAAGAAAACAGUUAGGUUAUGGUAAAUUUCUAAUUUUGAACGAAAAUCCAGUCAACAAAAUAAUGACUAACCAAAUCAACUCAUUCUGGAGUCUUCAUAGUAGCACAUAUUACAAUUUAGAUUACUUGUUUGAAUUGAUUGAAUUGGUUACUCCAAAGAGCUUCCUUUUUGAUGUUUUGAAAACACUAGAGUAUAAAUUAACGACUUACGGGGUUCCUGGUUCAAAAAAUAAAAGGGGAUCAUUGGGAUCGGAGCAUGUUUUCGAUUAUUUUUUCUACUUCCUUGUAUUAUACGACGUGAAAACCGCAGAUGAAGCCACUCAAUUAAUAGAUUAUAUGGAAAAUGACUUAAAGAAAGCAACUGAGGAUGUUGACAUUAAGAGUGAGGAUUUACAUGAAAAAAAAGAAGCCAUUGAGGUGAAGCAAGAAAGCCAACCAAAGAAUGAAGCCCAGGACGACGAUUUCGAUAUGCUUUUUGGAGAAAAUGAUACAAGCACUCAAGCUUACGAAGAGGACGAAGAUAAUGAAAACAAUGAUGGCAAUAAUAAGACAAACAACAUACCGAUGACAACACUAGAAGAAAAUCAGUAUAAGAGUAAAAACAUAUAUGUUUUGAAGAGAAAUUCCUUUGCAGUACUUCUUCAUGAAAGAAAACUGUUAACCGAUUCAGCCUUGAAAAAUGGUGAGAUAACCAAGAAAGAACACGACAAGUUCAUCAUAUAUCAUGAUAAAUACUUAUGCAUGCUGAAGACGUGCGUCUUUUGA